UUGACGAUCUCCACAUGUGGGGAGUGUGUUGUGCCGGACGAACGCAGCAGCACAGCAAAUCAAGUGGCGAGCCCGCACGCAUCCAGUAUAUUGUUUCGGUGUGUGUUUAACGCAGUGACAUUUUAAUUUUGUCCAGCUACAGUACGAGAUUUGUGUGGUCUUAGGCUUUGGACCAUGAUGUUGCCCAGAGAUCUAGCGGGUCUCUCGGGUGCGCUCGGCGUGGUUAUUAUCUGCGCCAGCGUGGUGUCCUUUGCGCAGGCAAAGGACUGUAAUACGACGCUAUGCGAUUGCAAGGGCAUCAAGGGACGCAUUGGCUCGAUUGGCUUUGCGGGCGUGCCCGGACGUGAGGGUCCACCUGGUGAUAUGGGACCAUUUGGACCGCCUGGCUACUUUGGCGAAAAGGGCGACUUUGGCGAAUAUGGCGAACAGGGAGAUAAGGGACAUCGCGGCGAUGCUGGACCACAAGGUGAGACGGGCUUUCCAGGCGCACGCGGUCAUCCUGGAGAGGAUGGCACGUCGGGUCCACGCGGCAUUGAUGGUUGCGAUGGUCGUCCUGGCCAGCAGGGACCUGCGGGUGGCCCCGGUGAGAAUGGACUACGUGGACCUAUGGGCAAGCCCGGCGCACCUGGCGCUCAGGGAGAUGCAGGCGAGGGCGGCAUCAACUCCAAGGGCACCAAGGGCAGUCGCGGUGAGCGCGGUCCAGACGGCACUGAUGGUCAACCUGGCUUCAUGGGCCCCACAGGCUACAAAGGUGACAUUGGCUUUGCCGGCAUUGAAGGCACCAAGGGUGAUAUGGGUGAAAUGGGCUUCAAAGGUGAAAUGGGCACCAUUGAAAGUGGACCCAUACUACAAGGCAUCAUGGGCGACAAGGGUGAGCCUGGUGAGGGUGAGCCUGGCAAGCUAAUAUACGAUGAUUCGCUUAAGGGCUACAAGGGCCCAACAGGACCAAAAGGCCGCAGGGGUCUACGUGGUCCGCAGGGUGAGAUAGGCCCAAUUGGACGCAAUGGUUUCCCUGGCUCACGUGGUGACACUGGUGAGCGCGGCGAGCGUGGAAAGCCAGGUCGCGAUGGUCUGGCUGGUGGUCCAGGUGACAAGGGCAUUAAAGGCGCACCUGGCUACAAUGGCUUAGAUGGCGAGGAUGGUCAGAACGGAGAGCGUGGCGAAGAUGGCUUUCCGGGCAUGCCUGGCGUACAGGGACCAGCUGGUCCCAAGGGUAUUUACGAUCCCAGCUUGGACAAGUCACUGCCCGGCCCAAUUGGCCCUCAAGGUGAUGUUGGCGCCAAUGGUCCACCAGGUUUGAAUGGCAUACCCGGCAAACCAGGACGCCGAGGUCAGCAGGGACCACCCGGUCCGCCUGGUGAGCAGGGGCUCAGCGGCAAUCGCGGUCCGCCCGGACGCAGCGAGAAGGGCGAUGAAGGCGAUUAUGGUUUGAUUGGUCUGCCUGGUCCACAGGGACCUGCUGGCGAUGCUGGUCCACCCGGACGCGUUGGUCUGCAGGGCGAUUCCGGACGCAAUUUGUACGGCCCCAAGGGUCAGCCGGGUCAGCACGGCUUGCCUGGCGCCGAUGGCUAUCGCGGUGAUCGUGGUGAAAUGGGUCUGUCUGGUGACAAAGGUCUGCCAGGUGAGGGCUUCAAUAUUGUCGGACCAGCCGGCUCACAAGGUCCGCCCGGCAAGCGUGGUCGUCCUGGCUUUGAUGGACGUCCUGGUUUCCGCGGUUUUCCCGGUGACAAGGGCUUGCGUGGGGAUGACUGCGGCAUUUGCAGCGCCGGACCACGUGGCAUCAAAGGCAUAUUCGGUGAUGACGGCUAUCCGGGUGACCACGGCGCACGUGGUCGCAUGGGUUUGACUGGUCCGCGUGGUCCUAAGGGCGAGCGCGGCCAUCCCGGAAAGGUGGGACACAAGGGCUUGCCCGGCACAGCGGGUAUUCCUGGAGAGCACGGUCCGCCUGGUAUGCCAGGUCGCAAGGGUAUUAUAGUGGAAGGCGGCAGCCAGCGUAAGCCAGACUCCGGCGAUGAUGGCGACUCUGGACGACGCGGCGAUCAAGGUGCGGAUGGUGAUCGUGGUCUUGAUGGCUGGCCGGGUAUGCCUGGCGUAAAAGGCGAUCAGGGUAUGCGCGGCGACUUUGGCGAAGCGGGCUUACCUGGUAAGGAUGGCAAGCCAGGCUUUGAUGGCCGCGAUGGACGACCAGGUGCUCCUCCGCAUACACCGAAGGUCUACUUGGCCGGCGAGCCAGGCUACAAUGGCAGAAAGGGCGAACGUGGUGAUGUCGGCUCGGAAGGCUUCAAGGGCCAGAAGGGUGAGCCGCAUCCUGGCGAGAUUAUUGAAAACAAGGGCGAUCGUGGCGAGAAGGGCUAUCCCGGACUGCCUGGUUUCGCCGGACAGAAGGGCCAUCGAGGCGAGCCUGGUCUAAAGGGUGAUAUUGGUGAGAUGGGCGUACCCGGUGAAGUCUUCGAGGGUCUUCCCGGCGCCAAGGGCUACAAGGGUGAAAACGGUGACUACGGACCACAAGGACGCCCGGGCAAGCCUGGCAUGGAUGGUGCACCUGGUCUACCCGGCAUUGGCGGCUACAAGGGACAGCGCGGUGAGCCCGGCCAGUAUAUUCUAUCCGGCGAGAUUGGCGUAUCCGGCAGACCUGGCCUCAAGGGCAUCGUUGGAGACGCCGGACCUUUUGGCUAUCCAGGCGCUAAAGGCAGACCCGGAGUUAAAGGCAUUAAGGGUGAGAAGGGCGACGAUGGCCAGUGGGGUCUGCGUGGAUUGCCCGGCAACAAGGGACAACGUGGUGACAUUAUUGUGGGUCCUCCCGGUCCACAAGGUGAACCCGGACGUACAGGCAGCGUUGCGCCGCAUGGCGUUAAGGGCACCAAGGGUGAGGUCGGUCUCAAUGGCUCGUAUGGCAGGAGUGGCGUCAAGGGCAGCAUUGGCUAUCCCGGACGCAUUGGCCGCGUUGGUGAUGCUGGUCCACCAGGCUACACUGGCGUGCAAGGACCACCAGGUCUCGCAGGCAUUCCCGGCGAGCCAGGCGAUCGCGGUGACAUUGGCACAGAUGGACGCAUUGGCGAUAUUGGUGCUCGUGGUUCUGUGGGCGAGUUUGGACUUAAAGGCAUGACUGGUGAGGUGGGUACAUUUGGCUAUCCAGGCAGGCCGGGUCUAUCCGGCAAGAAGGGUCAACCCGGUGAUCGUGGUGUGUCCGGACGUGUGGGACUUAAGGGCGUGUCCGCGUACAGCGGCAUCAAGGGCGAUAUGGGUGUGGACGGCAUGCAAGGUCCUCAUGGCUAUAAUGGCGCACCUGGCUUCAAGGGCCAACGCGGUGCUCCUGGAGAUUCACUGCCCGCCAACGAUGGCCUGACCGGUCGCAAGGGUGAAACUGGUGCUCCUGGACGCAAUGGAAUGCCCGGCCUAAUGGGUCUCAAGGGUGAUCAUGGCGAUUUUGGCAUCAUGGGUGCUGCUGGCUUGGAGGGUGAGCAGGGCGAGGAUGGCAUGCCUGGCUAUGCUGGUCGUCCUGGCAUGAUGGGACGCAAGGGUGAAACUGGACCCGUUGGACCGCUUGGCUCGCCCGGAGACUUUGGCGAUGUCGGUGAUGUUGGCUAUCCAGGCGCUCCGGGUCUACAGGGUGACGUAGGUCUUGCUGGCUUGGAUGGUGACAAUGGCAACAAGGGUGAGCAUGGCGAGCGCGGAGAAGUUGGUGAAAUGGGACCGAUUGUCUAUGAGGUCGACAUUGAAAGCAUGCGCGGCGAGGAUGGCGAUCACGGGAUGAUGGGCGAUCAGGGCGCUAUGGGCGACAGUGGUGAAGUGGGCUCCAUGGGUCCAUUUGGAAAACGCGGCGCUCGUGGUGAUUUUGGCUAUGCUGGUGUAUCUGGCAUGGAUGGCAUGCCUGGACCAAAGGGCAUGCUUGGAGACAAGGGCAUGCGCGGUCCACCCGGCGCCAGAUUGGUUGCAGAGCACGGCGAGGAAGGCGACACUGGCUACGAUGGCCUGCCCGGACGUCCGGGACGCCCGGGUCCCAAGGGCGCACCUGGCGAGCAAGGCGAAUACGGUUUGAAUGGCAGAAUUGGUGCAACUGGACCAGUGCGCGUGGGACCACCUGGUCAGCACGGUGACUUUGGCUAUCAAGGAGCACCUGGCCGUAAUGGAAUGCACGGUAUGGUUGGCCCCAAGGGCGACAUUGGUAAUGAAGGUCGCAAGGGCGAGCGUGGUGAAGCUGGUAUGGCUAUCCGAGGGCGCACUGGUGACAUGGGCGAUCGCGGUGAGCAAGGACCACAGGGAUAUGAUGGCAUGAAGGGCGAUCAAGGCUACAGCGGUCGUCCAGGUCGCACUGGCUUUGUUGGACAGCGCGGUCCACGUGGACCGACAGGUGAUGCCGGCUGGGGCGGCAUUGACGGCAUGGAUGGUCUCAUGGGCGAGAAGGGUGAAGCCGGCGUUACAUAUUCCUACACCUAUGCUCGUCCCGGUGAUCGUGGCGAGCCUGGCAUGGAUGGCUUCAAGGGUGAGCAAGGCGAUCAAGGCGCACAUGGCUUAGCGGGCGAGAUUGGUCUACAGGGCGUCAUGGGCUAUCGCGGCGACGUUGGCGAAAUGGGCUUUGCUGGACCCGAUGGCGACCAAGGUGAAAUGGGUGAGCGCGGCUUAAUCGGUUUGACUGGUCGCCCGGGUCUGCAGGGUCAGCCUGGCCAACAAGGUGAUCCAGCACCGCCACCACCACCACCCAAGAGCCGUGGCUUUAUCUUUACACGCCACUCGCAAUCCGUGCAUAUACCCGAGUGUCCGGCGAACACAAACAAGCUAUGGGACGGCUUCUCGCUCUCUGGCAAUGUCGGCAGCAGUCGCUCUGUUGGUCAGGAUCUUGGCCAAUCUGGCUCCUGCUUGAUGCGCUUCAAUACUAUGCCCUACAUGAUCUGCGAUUUCAAUAAUGUUUGCAACUAUGCGCAGAACAACGAUGACAGUCUCUGGCUGUCCACCGCUGAACCUAUGCCCAUGACUAUGACGCCCAUACAGUCCAGAGAUUUGAUGAAAUACAUUUCACGCUGCGUUGUAUGCGAAACAACAACCAAAGUUAUUGCGCUGCACUCGCAAUCCAUGUCCAUUCCGGACUGUCCCAAUGGCUGGGAGGAGAUGUGGACUGGCUUCAGUUAUUACAUGACUACAAUGGAUAAUACUGGUGGCGUUGGUCAGAAUCUGGUGUCGCCUGGCUCCUGCUUGGAGGAAUUCCGUGCACAGCCUGUGAUUGAAUGCCAUGGCCAUGGUCGCUGCAACUACUAUGAUGCGCUCAGCUCUUUCUGGCUGGCCGUUAUUGAGCAACAGGAUAUGUUUGUGCAGCCGCGUCAGCAAACGCUGAAGGCCGAUCAGACCAGCAAGAUCAGCAGAUGUACUGUAUGUCGUCGUCGCUAUGUCACACACGAGCGUACCAUAUCAUCAUUCAGCUCUGGCUCAAGCCUCGGGUCCAACUCUGGCUCCAGCUUUGGCUCAAACUCGGGCUCUAGCUCUGGCUCCAGCUUUGGAUCCAACUCUGGCUCUAGUUUUGGCUCCAGCUCUGGCUCCAACUCUGGCUCCAGCUCUGGCUUCAGCUUUGGAUCUAACUCUGGCUCGAGCCCUGGAUCCAACUCUGGGUUCAGCUCUUGGUCAUCAUCCGGUUCGCGUGGUGGUUCCAACGCAUUUAACGGAGGUAGAUCAAAUAAUGGAUACUCGAGCUCUGGCUCUGGCUCUGCGGAUGCCUAUCGCAUACCGACAGGAUACCGCACUGCCUCCCAGACACAGCAGCGCGUUCAGCCACCGCCAGCCAACCUACGCAAUCAACAGCGUGCCCAGCAACAGAAUCAGAAUCAAUACCACUAUGGGCGCCAGUACCAGCGUCCGCGCUACAACACCUACAGUUCUUAAGUAGCAGUUAAAUAAUUCUUAAGUUUAUGUCACUCCGAACUAAAAACAAAAAACAAAUUGUACCAAAUAGCGGUGAGGCCGAUUUACAUAUAACAUAAUAAUGCACUGCCCUGGAUAUUUUUUCAUGAAUAUCUUGAAUAUUGUAGGGAUUUGAAAACAAAGAUAACAAACAACCACCAAGCGAAAGAAACAAACCCCAGUUUUUGAUAAAUAAAAUUUACACAUAUAGUA
This is a messenger RNA of Drosophila busckii, 6102 nucleotides long. It is a transcript of the gene vkg, whose product is annotated as collagen alpha-1(IV) chain. The record is from RefSeq and is a predicted model, not a curated record. Gene Ontology annotation, molecular function: extracellular matrix structural constituent. Lineage: Eukaryota; Metazoa; Arthropoda; Insecta; Diptera; Drosophilidae. Gene Ontology annotation, cellular component: collagen trimer.